Molecule: messenger RNA, 3353 nt
Organism: Lineus longissimus
Lineage: Eukaryota; Metazoa; Nemertea; Pilidiophora; Heteronemertea; Lineidae
Product: V-type proton ATPase subunit B
Exons: 10
Coding region: 5-1519 (504 amino acids)
Biological process (GO): ATP metabolic process; proton transmembrane transport; vacuolar acidification
Cellular component (GO): proton-transporting V-type ATPase, V1 domain
Molecular function (GO): proton-transporting ATPase activity, rotational mechanism; ATP binding
Source: RefSeq, a predicted model, not a curated record
CAAGAUGGCGAACAGCAAAGGCGAUUUGAUGGAUAUGGGGGGACAUGAUGUGGCGGCUGCAAGGGCCCACCACGCAGCGAUAUCAAGAGAUUACAUCACACAGCCAAGAAUAACAUACAGGACGGUGUCUGGUGUCAACGGUCCUUUGGUUAUCCUGGAUGAUGUCAAGUUUCCCAAAUUUGCUGAAAUUGUCAAUCUCAACUUGGCAGAUGGGACACAGAGGAGCGGACAGGUGCUUGAAGUCAGUGGAUCAAAGGCUGUUGUACAGGUGUUUGAAGGAACAUCAGGAAUUGAUGCCAAAUACACUACUUGUGAAUUCACUGGGGACAUCUUACGGAUGCCUGUCUCUGAGGACAUGUUGGGUCGCGUCUUUAAUGGUUCCGGUAAAGCCAUCGACAAAGGUCCACCAGUCUUGGCCGAAGAUUUUCUCGACAUCCAGGGCCAGCCCAUCAAUCCUUGGUCGCGAAUCUACCCGGAGGAGAUGAUUCAGACCGGUAUCUCUGCCAUUGACACCAUGAACAGCAUUGCUAGAGGACAGAAGAUCCCAAUUUUCUCCGCAGCCGGUUUGCCUCACAAUGAAAUUGCAGCCCAAAUCUGUCGACAGGGUGGUUUGGUUAAGCUGCCCACCAAGGGAGUUUUGGACAGUCACGAUGACAACUUUGCUAUCGUGUUCGCUGCUAUGGGAGUCAACAUGGAGACUGCUAGAUUCUUCAAACAAGAUUUCGAAGAGAAUGGCUCCAUGGAAAAUGUGAGCUUGUUCUUGAACUUGGCUAACGACCCAACGAUUGAACGUAUCAUCACGCCACGUAUUGCCCUGACAACAGCUGAAUUCUUAGCCUACCAGUGUGAGAAGCAUGUGUUGGUCAUCCUUACAGACAUGAGUUCAUAUGCUGAGGCUUUGCGAGAGGUCUCCGCUGCAAGAGAAGAGGUGCCUGGACGUCGAGGUUUCCCAGGUUACAUGUACACUGAUUUAGCAACGAUUUAUGAGCGUGCUGGUCGAGUCCAGGGUCGCAAUGGUUCCAUCACACAGAUUCCCAUCUUGACUAUGCCUAAUGACGAUAUUACCCAUCCCAUUCCUGAUUUAACGGGUUAUAUCACAGAAGGACAAAUUUACGUAGACAGACAACUACACAAUAGACAGAUUUACCCACCAAUCAACGUUCUACCAUCACUGUCUCGAUUGAUGAAGUCUGCCAUCGGCGAGGGAAUGACCCGUGAAGACCAUUCUGAUGUAUCCAAUCAGUUGUAUGCUUGCUAUGCCAUUGGUAAAGAUGUUCAGGCCAUGAAGGCUGUCGUAGGAGAAGAAGCUUUGACAUCCGAGGACUUGCUCUAUUUAGAAUUCUUAACCAAAUUCGAAAAGAAUUUCAUCGCACAAGGUCAUUAUGAAAAUCGCAGUAUCUUCGAAUCGCUGGACAUCGGCUGGCAACUACUACGAAUUUUCCCCAAGGAGAUGUUGAAACGUAUUCCUGAGAAAACACUGAAGAAAUUCUACCCUAGGGAUUCCCAACGAGACCAAUAGUUGGAGUGAGAGGUUGACAAUUAUCUCAGUGGUUCUAUUUAUUUAAAUUCUCCUCAUUUAGAUGCAAAUUGUCACUGAUAGUGAGGGCGCGGUGUUGGGUUGAAUGUCAAGGUUCAUCUUCAGAUUUCAUUCCACUUCUGACAUUUGAAAGAGUGAAGUCAACGUGUUGAAAAUCAUGUGAAUGUUUAUGCCAAAAUAUUUCCUUUAGUGUCUAUGAUGAAGAGUAGUCUACUGUUGUAUAGAAAAGUGAAAUGCUGUACUAAUAGGUAUCUAAUUGAAUUUUAAGAAAUAGAUUGUCGGAUGCAUGUGCCUUUCCUAACUUGCCAUGCUGACUCAUCAAAUAGUUGAGACAAUAAACUAUUAAUUUUGCCUCCAUGUAUCAUGAAUAUCUUCAUUCUUUAAUCGGUUAGUGGAGAGUUUAUUGUUCCCUCCUUAUAAUCAUUUCAUUAUGCAAUUCUUCUGUUGAAUGUAAUUGGUAAUGUAAGAUAUAAAUGUGGCAUACAUGAAUAAUUAACAUGACUGUUUAGAUGAGUCCUUGGUUGAUCUAGUCAAACAGCGUUUUCUUUCCGUUAAUUGGAUAUCAUUCUUGUAUGAAUAGGUUUGGCGAUAAAGUAGCAUUGUGGCCAGUUGAGGGAUCUUUUAGUUGCCCUGGUAUAGACACAGAUACAAAGGACCAUGACUUCCUGUCUCAUCUGAUGGUUAUAAAGGCCCAGGGUUUCUAGCCCGGGAUCAAACUCUUGUCCAUUUCAAAGUCUUUUCUAAAAAAUGUCAUCCUCAAUCCUCUUGCUAUUGUCUACACCAUAAAGUCUGCCACUAUUUAUUUCAUUGUCACCAUUGUACAAUGUACUGUAGUAUACAAGGAGCUUGGUUAAUCUGGUGAAUUACUGUCUUACUAGAAGGCACUCUCUUUACCUCAUCUUUUGUUUACAUUCAUAAUCAUAUAAUAUUGUCAGCUUAGAUUUCAUCUUUGGAUUCCUUAGAGUUGUGAUAAAAGCAGUGUUAAUGUUGCAAGAGAAAUUAGUGAUGAUGUGCUAGCUAUUACCACCGCCAGGUAUCAGAAAUGUGAACAACAUUCCAAGCCAAGAUUUAUUUCAUUUUGAACAGUUAUAGAAGGAAUGACUUAGUUGAACGAAUGUGUCAAAAUCGGAACUAUGAUAGGAUUGUGCUAAAGUGAUCACCCAGUCUUUUCUAAGUCAAGUUGGAAUAAGUCUUGCUGUUUAAGAGAACAAAGAUUCUUGUAUUGUUGAUAUGGUGGUUUGCUGUCAUGUAAAAUGAAGUAUAUUAUCAUUUGUCUGUAUAUGUAAUGUAUGUAUCUUGAACGUAGCAUGUAUUGUCACUGUGCAUUUAUUCUCCUAGUGUCUACCACAAAAGGUCAACAGUUGGUCUCAUGGUUUGGAAAUGUAAAUUUAUGUCUGGUGAAUUAUGUUGAUAUUGUAGGCUUCCAAAGUAGUCGGAUGUCAGAAAUUGAUUCAAUACAUGUAUCUUAUACUUAAGCUACAUUUAUUCAUCAUGUCAGAUCUACAAUUCAAACACCUUAAUCACCUUCAAACAUUAUGAAGUCAUGAAAGUAUCAUUGACUUGUUCACCCAAAAGCCUUAGUAGGAAAAUCAGCCUAUCAGCACAAUGGUAUUGAAAUAAUAUUGUAUUCCAUUCAGUAGCUAUUGAUCAAUAAUCCUUAUAAGGACGAGUGUAGUAGUCAUUAGAUAUUGCUUGAAGUGAACAAGGUUCUUUUCAUUAUGGUCUGCUAUUCCUCUUUCUGUACCAAGCUAAUUAUUGUGGUUAUCUUUAUUGUAUAUAAUUUAAUGUACAGGAAUAAAUGCACAGUCAGAAUGGA